Molecule: messenger RNA, 2058 nt
Organism: Camponotus floridanus (Florida carpenter ant)
Lineage: Eukaryota; Metazoa; Arthropoda; Insecta; Hymenoptera; Formicidae
Gene: CarT
Product: carcinine transporter
Exons: 11
Coding region: 20-1933 (637 amino acids)
Biological process (GO): transmembrane transport
Cellular component (GO): membrane
Molecular function (GO): transmembrane transporter activity
Source: RefSeq, a predicted model, not a curated record
UAAGUCGAAGUUCAUCGAAAUGGAUAGACAAAAUGAUAACAGCUCCACACGAGUCGAUGAUACCAAAGUCGUGGAAGAUAACGAUAGAUUCGAUCUCGAUGAUCUUCUGCCGAUCGUCGGCGAAUUUGGUCGUUAUCAAAAGCAGUUGUUAUGGUUGGUAUGUCUGCCGGCAUGUCUGCCCUGUGGUUUUUGCGCUUUCAAUCAGUUAUUCAUGGCGAAUACACCGCCGCAUUGGUGCAAAAUACCGGAUCUGGAGCAUAUGGAUGCUGCACGCAGAAAGCAUCUCGCUAUUCCUGACGACAAUGGGACCUAUAGUCAAUGCACACGAUAUGAUAUCGACUGGACGACGACGACAACGGAGAACAACUCCGUUGUUUGGACAUACUCCAAUAUGUCGUGGUCCAUCGUACCCUGCGACUAUGGUUGGGAAUAUGAGACCUCGGAGGUGACAUCGUCCAUCGUUAUUGAUUUUGAUCUCGUUUGCGAUCGUGCGAUUUAUCCAACGAUUGGCUUGGUUGCUCUUAAUGUAGGAGGCCCUAUAGGAGUAUACUUGUUCGGUACAUUAAAUGAUAGAAUCGGUCGAAAAUUAUCCUUCUUCGCGUGUCUAGCAACUUUAAUAAUCGGCGGCUUUUUAACAGCAAUAACAAACGAUUUUUGGACUUGGGCUUUCACACGCUUCGUCGUCGGUUUGACGAUACCAGCCAUUUAUCAAAUACCUUUUAUUAUCUCCUUAGAACUGGUUGGCCCAAAUUAUCGUUCAUUCGUAACAGUUAUGACUUGUACUUUUUAUACGAUGGGUCUCUGCAUGCUAGCAGGUGUUACUUAUUUAAUACGCGAUUGGCGAACGCUUGCUAUAACCACGAGUGCACCAUUCUUGAUCUAUUUCUUUUACUGGUGGUUUUUACCGGAAUCACCGAGAUGGCUAUUAGCAAAAGGUCGCUUAAGCGAAGCUAAUGAUAUUCUCGAAACUCUAGCCCGGGUAAAUGGCAAAGAACUCCCGGCAUCAUUCACGCAAAAACUUCGUCAACGCAUGACAAUGUCGAGAUCAAAGAGCGAAGAGGAAAGAUUGCGAACCGGACCUGGUGUCCUUUCGCUCUUUAAAACACCGAAUAUGCGUCUCAAGACAUGUCUUAUUACUUUAAACUGGUUUGCUAACAAUAUGGUGUAUGUUGGCCUUUCUUAUUAUGGACCAGCAUUAGGAAAUGAGGAACAUCUGAGUUUUCUCUUUUCUUCCCUCGCUGAGAUUCCCAGUUAUAUCGCUUGUUGGAUUCUAAUGGAUCGAUGGGGCCGCCGGUGGCCUCUUUGCCUGUGCAUGGUUGUAGCUGGAGUGUCGUGUAUCGCCACGGUGCUGUUGUCACCUGAUGCUGUCAUGGAGACCUUGGUAUUAUUUCUCAUAUCAAAGUCUGCAAUAUCGGCAUCCUUUUUAAUUAUUUAUCCUUUUGCCGGAGAACUCUAUCCCACGCAAUUACGCGGAAUUGCCAUUGGUUUCUCUACAUAUAUCAGCGGUCUUGGGCUCAUCAUUAUACCCUUCGUAACAUAUCUUGGGAAAGAGAAUCUUGUCUUGCCUUUAGUCAUUUUGGGUGCCAUCUCAGUUAUUGGUGGCGUGUCCGGAUUGCGGUUACCAGAAACAUUACACCAUCGUCUACCGCAAACUAUUGAAGAAGGAGAAUUAUUUGGCAAGAAUUGGACGUGCGCGGAUUGCAUCCGUUGCAUCCCGACAAAACCAUCAUCGAUUGCAACUUCUUACGAAGACUUGUCGAUGCGAGAAACAGUAGAGAUGCACGAAGUACCUGAAGUGCCAUUUGCCUCGUCCAUCUUGGAGGAACAACAACGGCCAAGCACGACGAAUGUUCGCCGUUUAGUUCGCCAAUCUAGCAUGAUGGAUACCCAACGCGAUUCCGAUGGGACCAUAAAGAUGACCUAUUGGUUUUAAUUUUGAAUCUAAUCAAAAAGAAAAACUACUAAAAUCUUUUUAUCCUUCUUUCUCGCAUUUGUGAAUUAAAUAUGUUCCAAUGCUAACUAAAAAAUUACUUCAUUUUCUCUUUUAUCUUAUUGAUU